This is a messenger RNA of Xyrichtys novacula (pearly razorfish), 8065 nucleotides long. Lineage: Eukaryota; Metazoa; Chordata; Actinopteri; Labriformes; Labridae. The record is from the annotation of a GenBank genome assembly.
GUAAUCACGUAAUGGUGUUUUUACGUCCAAUCUGUGAAGCCUGCUGCUGUUUGGUCAAAGAAAUAUUCUCGGUGUCAGAACUCGUGUCGGUGCUGGUGAUAUGAGAUUAUUUGCAACAUUUCAGACACAUUUGUCUCUGAAGAGGUCGCGUGUAGUGAUGUAGCAGAGGUCAUAAUGGAUUAGCUGUUGAUUCAGUGGCUUUUCUUCAGGCAUUUGUGACUGACAACAAGACCUGGGACCAGGGACUUUGUGGCUCCUAACGUUAGCUAGCGACGCAACUUAGCUAAACGUUUUGAAUCCGCCUAACAGCAGAGACAGGUAUUAUGUGAAUCCUUGACAAGUUCUUCUGUGUGUGUCGCUUCAUGUGUUGUCCCUCUCUGGCCGCCAGCUCAUCUUCUACUGCUGUGUUUUCCUAGUUGUUGUUGUUGUCUGGCGUUGGCGUUAGCCCUCAGCUGUUGUUGGCUGCUGUUUUGCUCAUGUGUAGUUAUAGUUAUUGCCUCCCUGUGGUGGAAAAAGUGUUCAGAUCUUUUAACGGUAAGUUCCAUCAGUAAUACCUCAAUGAUUAGUUCCUUACUUAGAGAAAAAGAUGCAUUCAGUCUGUGCAGUAUUGUUGAAGUAGCUCUUUGAUUCUAUUGACCAGAUGUUAUGCAUGAAAAAUCUAAAUCUAAUGACAGACAUAUAAUAGCGCCUUAAAAUACUUAUUCGAAAGUGUCUUGAAUUGGACAUAUUCAUGCCAAAAUCCAGGACUUCCAUACAAACCUGAAGCACAUGCAUAAACCUACCACUGUUGUUUCUUAGUAGGGGUGGGAGAAAAAAUCGAUACAGCAUAGUAUAGCAAUAUUUUGUCUGGCGAUAUAUCGUAUCGUCUCAUUGACCUAGUAUCGAUUUUUCAAAAAAACAAUGGAAAAAUAAGAUGUAUUGUUUGCCCAGUGAGGUUUGCAGAGGUGAUAUCAUAGAGCAGAAGAAAGUUAGUACAACAAAUAUAUAUAUAAGGUUUGCAAGAUGUGCUACAGGAAAAUAAAACAAGCGUAAAUAAGACAAACAAAAGGAAAGAUAUUAGCUUAACAGUUGAAAAAAUGGUAGAAAUCGCAAUAUAUUGUAUCUCAAUACUCACAUUUUUGCAAAAUGUUGAAAAUUACAAUAAUAUUGUAUCGUGGACCAAGUAUCAAGAUAAUAUCGAUACUAGUGAUGAGGCCUGGGUGAUUUGGCAAAAAAAACGAUCACGAUAUAUUUUUUCAGAUCGUCCGAUCUCGAUUAUUAUCACAAUUUGUUUUUAAACUGCAAUUUUUAAAGCACCUGUACUAAAAACCAAAGAAACUAGAGAUUAGUUCAACAUUUUAUUUUUAGGGCACCGAGCGCAGACAUACCUUAAACAUCGGCGUAGUUUCUCAACGUCACUUUGGAGAUACCCGAACUGCCACACAACAGACGUUAAAUAAUUUUCGUUCUCAACAAUGACAUCUUCGGAGCAUGGCUUAAAGUCACGGCUGACAUCUAUUUUGCUGCCCUCAGCUCCGCGUUUAGUUCCUGUUCGGUUGUUCUGUUUACUUCUCCGGCAACUUAAAGAAGUGAGCAGGAUCGGCUCUGAUUGGCUGUUGUGACGCACAUUUCCACCAUGUUUGAUUGAGUAAAUAUGCUCAUCGCUGAUCACCGUGAUCGAACUGAAAUUUAUCACAAUCAUAUAAUCACCCAGUCCUACUAGUGAUUCCCACCCCUGUUUCUUGGUGCUUCCAGCUUUUAAAACUUCAUAAUUUCUCUGUCCAAAACUUUAACUCCUCUGUCCAACUCACUCCCUGUAUGUGCACCUGUUUACCCUAACACUUUCUAAUCUUAUGACUGUCAUAAAUGAAGAGCUGAUAGUACAAAUGACCGUUCUGAAGCCUGUUUUGUCCAUCUGUCUUAGAUUCCUUGAGUAGUUUGAGAUCUUUGAAAGACUCUCAAGACAGCAUGGCUCCCAAGGACAUCAUGACCAACUCCCAUGCAAAAUCCAUCCUCAACGCCAUGAACUCGCUCCGCAAGAGCAACACGCUCUGCGAUAUCACUUUAAGGGUCGAGAACACAGAUUUCCCGGCUCAUCGAAUCGUCUUGGCUGCCUGCAGUGAUUACUUUUGUGCCAUGUUCACCAGCGAGGUAACGCAAAGAUGUUGCUGUAACACAUCGAGUUUUUUCUGAUUCUCUUCCUUUAAAAUUGUAGAAAGAUAUAAAAGAUCGUGGGAAAAGUUAGCUCAAAUUUAUCAAAAUAUGACCUGUUUCUGUCUCAUUGUUUUUGCUAUGAGGUGUUUAUUGAGAAGAAAAUUGUGAGCUAACUACAGAAUAAUCUUCUUUUGUUGUUAUAUUAAUUUCUCUGGAUGGUCUCUGUGUUUGUUUCUGUAGCUUGCAGAGAAGGGGAAAUCUUUUGUGGAUAUCCAGGGGCUGACUGCAUCAACGAUGGAGAUCCUGCUGGACUUUGUCUACACAGAAACAGUGUUAGUCACAGUGGAGAACGUACAAGAGCUGCUCCCUGCCGCGUGCCUGCUGCAGCUCAAAGGUACACCGAGGAGUGUCUUGUUAGUAUCAUAAUUUGAAAAGUGUGGUCAUAGGCCAACAGAUAUUGUGAGCACGAGUGAGGUGUAUCUGCAGCCUUACACAGCAGCUUGUAGACGGUGUUGUUUAAAAGAUUCUAGAUGUCUAUACUUAAAUCUUGGACAGAGUCAGGGCAAGGUAGCUUCACCUCUGUAGCUUCAAGUCAAAUUUAGCUAAGUGGGGAGACAUGGCAGGCUGAAUAAAGGAAAUUUUACAAAUGUUUUCAAAGACACACACAAUUUUAAGCCAGAGGAACACUCAGCUAAUACAAAAUUAACCUGAAAGUCUAUGUGAAUUAUUUAGACUAAGCUUGUACUACCAAAAAUACAUUUUUAAGGAGGCAGCUACUUUAUGACUGUGUCAAAUCACCAUCAUUUCUGCAACAAUAUCCCAGGAUCCACUGUCAGUGCAGCUGUAAACACUCUGAAGUUCUGGUUGGGAGAAAUCAAACACUGUCUAACUAAAAGUGGGAUGGCAGUGAGUGCUGAAUGUGGGCUGUAUUCCUUUUAUGUGAAGUUUGAGUCAGCAUAGUCAGACGAAAAUCAAAGACAGUUAGCCUGCAACAGAAACCAGGAUUCUCACUGUCAACAGUGAUUUAAAAUCAGUGAACACAUCAUUCAAAUUAAACCCCAUCAAACCUAAAGCCCCUACAUCCUUUUUAUGCCGUUCACAUAAGUCGAAGUUGUGUUAAUUUAAUUAACAUCAUCAGGAUUUAUUGUUAUACACCGCUGGAAGUGAUAUAAGCGUUAGCCAGGAAUUAAAUUUAAUUCACUGAGGUAUUAAAAAAGACUUAAAUUCAUCCCUGCAGAAACCCUGAGGCACAGCAUGGCACCACUUUUCAAAUGAAACUGUGUCUACAUUUCCUAAUUAACAGUUGUUGAGUGACACGAGGAUCAGGUCUCCAGGGAUUCGUCUGUAUUCGAAAGAUACAUGUGUAUGUUUCUGUGUAUACAAAUGUGUCUUUUGUCCUCCUCAGGAGUGAAAAGAGCGUGCUGCGAUUUUUUGGAGAGUCAGCUCGAUCCCUCCAACUGUCUGGGUAUCCGGGACUUCGCUGAAACUCACAACUGCCUGGACCUGAUGCAGGCGGCUGAGCUCUUCUCCCAGAAGCACUUCUCUGAGGUGGUUCAGCAUGAGGAGUUCAUGCUGCUCAGCCAGACAGAAGUGGAAAAGCUCAUAAAGUGUGAUGAGAUCCAGGUAGGAAAACUGGAUGUGAUGAAGUGCUGUACUAUUUGGUGCAAUUGUCAGAUAUAAUGAGGCUGCUGGAUCUGUGACCAACAGCACAUUAGAGCUGACAUACAGAACAGUAUAAACGUCUUUAUUGACCUGCAGCAACUAGAGUGGGAAGACUUGGUGUAAAGAUACCUAAAAGCAACAAAAAGCGCUCAGAUUCUGACUUUCAGAGCUUUCUGAAUGUCAUUCAAAGACCUCUAAGAGAAGAAAGAAGCGUGCACCAGCCUGCUGUAACCUCAGUCUGUGCAGCCCCCACCAGCUCAGCUCACUUUAACGGAUUGGGGGGCUGACAAUGAAAUUGCAGAGAAGAAAACCUGAUUUAAGUUUGUCUUAGUGCUCAGGAAAUUCCUCGUCCAAACCACACAUUGCGUUUUGUGAAAAGACGGUUAUUAUCCGCAAAGAUUUAUAGAUUCUAUCAAAGGCUUCCUCCUGUCAUUUUUGUUGUUUUAGAGCACAGCUAGAUCUUACAUGUUAAUCACAACCAUGUGUAAUUUACCCUUAUGAAAAUGACUGUCUUUGUGUCCUCUUGUUUCAUGUUUGAAGAAUUUAUGACUUUCUCGCAUCAAGCAGAUAACACUGGAGCAUAUUAUGUUAAAUAAUUGCGUUGCUAAUAGAAAAGUGUGACAUCUUUAUCUACUGUUGUCAGCUGAUUGUUUAAUUCAUAAACUGAGCUGCGGUUCUCCUCACUGUGCGUGCUCCCUGUGUAGGUGGACUCAGAGGAGCCGGUGUUCGAAGCCGUGUUGAACUGGGUCAAACACAACCGGAAAGAGAGAGAGCCCUACCUGCCAGACAUGCUCGAGUUUGUCCGAUUACCACUCCUGACCCCCCGCUACAUUACAGAUGUCAUUGAUGCUGAGGUGAGCCAGGAGACGCACAGCUAAUCACACCGUGCACCCAGUGAAGGAUUAUGUGUUGAAACUUUCAUCACAGUUACAGCAGUAAUUAAGCAAGUUUUGACACGUUUCAGCCGCUCAUACGGUGUAGCCUGCCAUGUCGAGACCUCGUUGAUGAAGCCAAGAAAUUCCACUUAAGACCCGAGCUGAGGAGUGAGAUGCAGGGCCCGCGCACACAAGCUAGAUUAGGUAGGAGUUCUUGUUUUUUUAUUGCAGUGUGACUCAAAGCGAGUCCUCUUAUUCCUGCUCUGUGAUCAGCACAGAUAGUAAAAGUGAUUUUAAUUCCUUUCAGGUGCCAAAGAAGUCUUGUUAGUUAUAGGAGGGUUUGGCAGCCAACAGUCACCGAUAGACAUAGUCGAGAAAUACGAUCCUAAAACACAAGAAUGGAGCUUCCUUCCUGUAAGUAUUGCACUUCAAAAGUACCUCUGUGACUCUCCCAGUUUGUUUGGCUAACACAGACCUGCGUGUCUUUAUCAGAACAUUGCAAGAAAACGGCGAUACGUCGCCACAGUCUCACUCCAUGAUCGAGUUUAUGUGAUCGGAGGCUACGAUGGUCGCUCGAGGCUCAGCUCGGUGGAGUGUCUGGACUACACCGCUGAUGAGGAUGGAGUUUGGUACACCGUCGCCACCAUGAACGUGCGGCGCGGUCUUGCUGGAGCCACGACACUCGGAGGUGAGCAAGCUCCUUAGCUAAAGAAAUUUCUCACGAUGUCCCUCAUUAAAACUGUUUCUUUGAGUUUGUUUUGUUUCAUUUGCUUUUUUUCUCAUUUGUUCUCGACAGACAUGAUUUAUGUUGCUGGGGGGUUCGAUGGCAGCCGACGUCACACCAGCAUGGAGCGAUACGACCCAAACAUCGACCAGUGGAGCAUGCUGGGAGACAUGCAGACAGCUAGAGAAGGUGCUGGUCUGGUGGUGGCCAGUGGACUCAUAUACUGUCUAGGUAUGGACUCAUGGUAUGGAUGUCUUGGUCUCCUGAAAUUUCCCAACAUUUUACAGAGUUCAUGUCUAAAAAAGAGUUUGGAGAGUCUCCCUGAGAUAACCAUUUGAAAAAACACAGAACAUCAAUCCAUUAUGAGAGUAGCUUCCUUCUUAAUCACAUUUACCAUCUUUCUCCUGUCAGAUUCUCUGAAGCAGUAAAAGUUAUUUCCUUUAAAAUUGAGGAAACCAUUUUCAUUUAAGUCACUUAUCAUCUGUGACUGCAGUCCUUUUGGCUGCUUUACAGAUGAUUUAGUCCAAGACCCAUUUCUUUAGCAGGGAUGCACUCAAGACAGGUUUUCACCCGUCACUCCUUUUCAAACACUUUGAUGGUUGAGUGACUCUGAGAGACUUCAAAUUAAUGUUAAAUUGACUUGAAGACACACCAUUAUGGCUUAAAACAACUCACAAUGGAACACUUUCUGGGGGAUCUGGUUUUUCUACUGCUGCUCUAUCAAGCCCAAAAGAGAAUCUGAUGUUGUGAAAUUAGUAGGACCAUUAUUUGGUUUAUAAUAUGUAAUAAAAAUUUGCAUCUACAUUCAACGUUUCCAUGCUACUCAUUGUUUUCUGCGCUCUUCACUUAUAUUUUCUCUGAUGUCUCCUCACAGGUGGAUAUGAUGGGUUAAACAUCCUGAAUUCAGUGGAGCGGUACGACCCCCACACAGGCCACUGGACGAGUGUGACCCCCAUGGCCACCAAGCGGUCAGGUACGAGUGAAAACAGGAGGAACUGAAAUGUCAGUGCUGCGUGCGUGUGUUUCUGCUCACAUCUGAAGCCUCUGUCGUUGUUCUCAGGAGCUGGUGUGGCUUUACUGAAUGAUCACAUCUACGUAGUGGGAGGCUUUGAUGGGGUUUCACAUCUGGACUCUGUUGAGGUCUACAACAUCAGAACAGACUACUGGACCACUGUGGCCAGUAUGACCACUCCAAGGUGUUAUGUAGGAGCAACAGUUCUCCGAGGACGUCUUUACGCCAUCGCCGGGUAAGAAGAGUGGCUGUAAAACUAUCCAGAAAAGCUAAAUCUAUAACCUUUGUGUCAUAAAUAUUUAUGUAGGUUUUUACCAUCUGAAAAGCCCCAAAAAACUUAAUAUUCACAACACAACUGGGCUUUCUGAUCAACUCCAGCCUUGUUGGUUUGUUGUUUUACUCCUACAAAGCCGACCUUGAAGAGACAAGAGGCGCUGUGUCUGUUCUGUGUAUCCGUAUCUUUGUGUCUAUACUUGGAGGGAAAAUGAGCGCUUGUGUCACUUUUCUUUUUACAUUAUGUUUUUAAGAUGUCACCAAAACACAAACUUUCACAGUAAACUCUACGUACAGCUCAAACAACCGCAGUCGUUCUUUGUUCAUGAAAGUGGCGGUCAGCUCUCUCAGUUCCUUGUUCUCUCUUGUCUCCUUCCCUAGCUAUGACGGGAACUCUCUCCUCAGCAGUAUUGAAUGUUACGAUCCGGUGAUCGACUCCUGGGAGGUUGUCACUUCGAUGGCGACGCAGCGGUGCGACGCCGGAGUCUGCGUCUUACGGGAAAAGUGAUCUUUUACCAGAUGAAGAACCACAAGUGGAGCCACAGACAGAAGAACAGGCAGCUAGGCUUUGCUAAAAUGCCACUAAAACAGAACCACAAAGGGGGGGAUGUUCGUUCGCCAGUAUGCAAAUGGGUACUUUGAAAUGAAGUGCAGCAGUUUGGAUUGCCUCCUCUGCAGGAUGGUGGAGCCUUGACACCAAGACUGUGCGACAGAGAUUCAGCUUUGCCGUGGUAGACGUCAUCUCAAAAGAGGCCUCCAAGAGCCCACCGCCAUGACAUGCAUGACUCUCUUCGGUGGUACUUGUUGCUGUCGUUACCUGUGAGAUUAUUUUUUCAGUUUGUCUUCAAAGUGCAAUAUAUUUCUACUCAUCAUGAGAAAAAAGUAAAAGGAGGAGCCGAUGCAGACUCCGGUUGCUGCUAUUCGCCUUAUGACUUUGGCCUGUAUCAAACAUCCGCUGCCAACCAUUGAUGAUAGUGACGGUACAUUGGCUUAUUAUCGAGUGUACUCAGUGGCGUUUGCGAGGUCGUAAAUGGGUCAGUAAUUCAGCCCUUUUUGUAACUCUUCCUGUAAACUGUGCUUUCAGAUUCAAAUCACUAUCUUAAAAGUUAAAUUCUUAUCGUUGCUCUCAGAAUAUAUAUUUAGAAAAUAAAGAAAUAAAGUUUUAGAAAAUGACUGAAUUGUAACAGUUGAUCGUUUGUCCUUCCAUCCGGCGCAAAUGCAGAAUCUCAGAGUUGUAAGUAUGAGGUGCAUGUGAUUUGGUUUCACAUUUCUCAGCUUAUGGAUUUUGGCAUGAGCGUGUGGGACGCAAAGUCAUGACGUCACUGUUGCCUGGGAAGUGAAUAAACACUCUGAGAACUGAAAUGCUUCAUCUGUGGUGCAUCUGUG